Mastomys coucha (southern multimammate mouse) is the source of this 1980-nucleotide messenger RNA. RefSeq names its product family with sequence similarity 169 member B (gene Fam169b). The transcript has 9 exons. Lineage: Eukaryota; Metazoa; Chordata; Mammalia; Rodentia; Muridae. The coding region runs from base 13 to 1014 and encodes 333 amino acids. The record is from RefSeq and is a predicted model, not a curated record.
AGCAGGAGGAGCAUGGAGGCUGAGGCCGCCCGCGGAGCCACAGAGGCUUACCCUGUGGACAUCCUGGAGGAUGACUCCGAUGGCUAUCAGGUAGCAGCACAGGCCUACUAUGAGUUGCUCAGGGGAGGAGCCCAGACCUCAACAGACGCUAUCUCCCUUUCCACUGGGGAGCAGGUCAGACUUGAAACUUCAUCUCUUUGUUUUUGCACGAUGUACCGUGAUGAACCGCAACAUAAAAUACUGGUUUUGGUUAAUCCCCAGGACACAAAGACAGUUGUGGCUGUUUACUUAAAGGGAUCCUGGUGGUCCAUUGAAGACGUCCUGAGAACUUCUGAUCCCACACGGGAAGGGCUCAUGAAGGUUCGGUCCUUUGGGGAAAGAGUCGUUCUUUUUGUUCUCAACGCCAUUGUUUUUGGAAGACUGGAGAGAAGACUGGACCAUGACAACAUGUUUUUUUUACCUCACCCUGCGAAGGAGCAAGCUAAGAUUUUGUGGAGAGAUGGAGCUGCAGUUGGAUUUUACUCAAUCAAAAUGAAAGGCAGUCUCUGCGGUGAUGGUACCAGUGCAUGCUACCUGCUGCCUGUCUUCGACACCGUGUUUGUGAGGAGGAAGAACCGUUGCCAAGGCCUGGGGACAGCCAUGCUGAGGGACUUCUGUGACACCUUUCAAGGAGACGAAGCUCUGGGUAUCAGUUGUCCGAUAUCUCCUGCGAUGUACAAAGUCCUCAGGCAGUUCCUGCUGACCUGUCCAGGCGAGAGAGGGCGCUUGUGGGAGGUGGAGCCCCCGGGUGCCUGGGGCCAGCGUGUUAACAUCUGGCUCAAGGUUUAUCUUCAGGAGCGGAGACUUCAAGAUGGGAGCACUGCGCACCCCAAGUGUUCUGAAGAGGACAUGAGCACUCCCAGGCAGACUUCUCAGGAGGAUGGACCCACACAGUUUAACCACGGAGAAAUCCACGAGGGGUGGAUCGCUGGAGAACCGGAGAGGACACAGAAUGGCCAACGAGGUGUCAAAUGAGAAGAGGAAGCUUGGAUGCCCCUGAGACCCUCCUGGGAUGAGAUGGAGGGAAGGGAGCCAAAAGGACAGUGGCAGUCUCUGGGCUGGUUGGUGAGCCAUGGCAGAAGCAUGUGAGGAAGUGAGUCAGGUGUGAACUUGACACGAAGCGAGUCAGGUGUGAACUUGACACCUAACUCCUUAGAGGUCCGCCUGGCUUCUCCAGGAUCUGAGUCUGGGGGUUUUAUAUGACCCUGAAUAGUCUCUGGUCCUGAGGAUGGUGCUCAUUGUCUCUGGCUCCCCUUGUAGGCUCUGGAAUAACAGAAUCUGAAGAAGUGCUUGGGUAAGCCAAAUACUCAAUGGGAGCCAUUUUGUAAGCCAACUAUAGGCAGAUCCAAGACUUUAGAAGUUCGUUCAUUAAAACUACCAUUGCUUCCACUCCCCAGGAGUAUCGGAGGGAGAUGCAUGAGACCAUGUGAAUGAAUGCAUACCCUUUCCCUUAGUGGAAAUGGGCUCAGAGAUGGACCAUGGUUCUCAUCCAUGUUGUACAUUCAUCCCUGUUGUAACCUCAGAACUCGACACCAGAGUUUUUCAGGGAGACAGGUUUCUUCUCCUGGGACUUGUCAGCCACUUCAGAGUUCCUUUAGGACAAGCAUCAGGGUUGGAUAAUGUCAACUAUGCCAGAGUCCAGUAGUGGCCACUAUGGGCCUUGGACUGCAUUAGGCUCAGUAUACUGCCCAUGUUGCUUUCAAUGUCAUUGGGUCCAGAUAUUUGGAUGUGGGAGAGGAUUACUCCCAGAGAAAGCUGGUCUGGCACUUCAUGCUCCCUGAAUGGUCAAACAAUAUAUCCUGUGGGACCUUACAUUCCUCAAAGCAUUCAGCUCUUUGCUCAUUUCUAAAUAUAUCCAUAUAUGCUUGCAUGCAUGCAUACACACAUACAUCUCUCAUUUUCUCUCUCUUCUGUUUUCUUCACCUCUUCUCUUCCUCUCUC